Messenger RNA from Aricia agestis (brown argus), 2811 nucleotides. RefSeq lists its product as uncharacterized. The transcript is spliced from 3 exons. Gene Ontology annotation, biological process: DNA integration. The coding region runs from base 1818 to 2552 and encodes 244 amino acids. Gene Ontology annotation, molecular function: nucleic acid binding. NCBI's taxonomy places the organism in Eukaryota, Metazoa, Arthropoda, Insecta, Lepidoptera, Lycaenidae. The record is from RefSeq and is a predicted model, not a curated record.
CUACAUCGGCCGAAUGUACCCGAGCGGACCUCUUCGGGCGUCGUUGGCUGCGCGUGCGCAUCGCGGAUCGCCGCCACCGCGGCCCGCGCGUUCCCGCCGCUCGCCACUUCACCUUCAAACCUUGUACGCGUCGCACAUGGGCAUUCUUUUGUACCUUUAAUUACGAAUAUAAUAAUUGUUAUACAGUCCAUUGCGUUUCUAUCAAGUCAACCUCAUCAGAGCCUUAUCAAACUGGUCCUCUCGCGGAAAAGUACUUGCCCCGUCGUAAUUUUUUUUCGUCUUCGAAAACCAACGUAACGGCCGCCGUUUGGAAUUUGAACGUGGCCAGGAAGACAAAGAACAAAGGAGUCGUCCCCGUGGCAGCGUGUUCGCAACAUUGGAAGGAGCUGAAGUCAUUUUCUGGGAGUAUAUUUGCAUAUUUGAACGAACAUCGAGAUGCUUUCCGAAGAAGCUGACAGUGCCGCAUCCUUAGUGGAACGUGAGGACUUCGACCGCCAGUUCUUCAGCCUGGUGGCACUCACGCGCAGCCUGCUCGGUUCUUCGGUGUCCAAUGGUUCGGAGGCGGGCUUCAGAGAUGCUGACUCAGGUGCACAUGUUUCCAAUUCCUUUGUUCGUUUGCCAAAAAUUGAUUUGCCUCAUUUCGACGGAAAUUACCAGUACUGGCUCGAGUUUAGAGACACUUUCGUGUCUUUAAUCCAUGAAAACGAUUGCAUUAAUGACAUAAACAAGUUUCACUACCUACGCGCCUCUCUCCAAGGUAAUGCCGCUUUACUAAUUAAAAAUAUCGAUUUUAAAAAGGACAAUUACAAAAUAGCUUGGGACUUGUUGUGUGAGCGGUACAAUAACAAUCGUUUACUUGUGAACAACCAUUUGCAGGCUUUAUUUGAUGUCGAACCUAUCAGAGGAGAAUCUAGUGCCAGCAUUAGGAAUGUCGUAGAUGUCACAAACAAAAAUAUACGUGCUCUCACAAAUUUAAAACAACCAACGAAAUAUUGGGACGCAUUAGUUAUUUUUAUUUUAGUUAAAAAAUUAGAUUUAACAACCAGCCGUGACUGGGAGGAGUAUAGAAACAAUAGUAUUUCAGGUGAUCCAACUUUAACUCAAUUUUGUUCAUUUUUAAAUAGAAAAGCUGACUGGUUAGAAUCUGUUGAGAGUAACAAUACUUUAAAUUCAUCAAAUAAUAAAAUAAUUGUAGCUUUAAAUAAUAGUCACCUGUCAAAUAAUUCUAAUACUUCUAAAUUAAAUAAAUUUAAUAGUAAUAUUAAAAAACAAAAUAAAAUUAAUAAUAAAUGUCCUCUCUGCUCCCAGGUACAUACUUUGUACAAAUGCGAAUCUUUUCGAGCUUUAGCUAUUGAAAAUCGCAUACAAAAAGCUAAAGACUUUGAUCUUUGCCUUAACUGCUUAAGGCCAGGACACUCUUCUAAGCAGUGCAAAUUUUCUCAUUGCCGAUAUUGCAAAUUGAAGCACAAUACACUCUUGCAUAUAGAAUCUAGCGAUAAACCACUUUGCAAUCCAUUGCCUACUGCCAAUCAUUCUAUAUCGCCUUCUUCAUCGCAAUCUUCUAAUGUUGUGCUUUCCGCUAAUUCCAUGCAGCUUGCUACAUCUUCGCUUGUUUACCUGUCCACAGCUUUGGUGAACGUGACCAGUGCGACGGGUAAGAAGUACACAGCACGGCUACUGCUGGACAACGGUAGUACGGCGAAUUUUGUUACGCAGAGCUUCGUCGAGAAGCUGGGUUUGUCUCUGCGCGGUACGAGCACCAAGCUGUAAAGGCGGUUCAUCUGGAGCUCGUUUCCGACCUCACUACUGAGGCGUAUAUGGCAGCCUUAAAUCGGUUCGUGGCGCGUCGAGGCAAGCCCCGAAGCAUCACGUCCGAUAACGGGACUAACUUCGUAGGCGCGUGCAACGAGAUUUAUAAAUUUAUAAAUUCCUCAAAUGUUGCAUCUGAAAUGGCGCAGGAGGGAAUAGAGUUUAUUUUUACACCUGCAUACAGCCCACAUUUUAAUUCACUUGCUGAGGCUGCUGUGAAGUCUACAAAAAAACACUUAAAAAGACUUCUUAACCAAACUCAUUUCACCUUUGAAGAACUGGCUACAUGUCUCACUCAUAUUGAGGCUGUAUUGAACUCACGCCCUCUUACACCUCUUUCCUCAGACCCUAAGGAUUUUUGUGUAUUAACACCUGCCCACUUCCUAAUUGGUAGACCACUCUUAUGUGUGCCUUGCUCCCAGGUGACUGACGCCAACAUCUCUCGAUUGGACCGCUGGAAGAGAGUCCAGCACAUCAGAACACAUUUCUGGGGCCGAUUUCACAAUGAGUAUACUUCUCUGCUGCAGGUGAAAACAAAAUGGUUUGCUUCCAGAGGGGAAUUGAAACCAGGGUCCUUGGUCCUCAUCAAAGACAAGAUGGCGCCACCUCUGCUCUGGUCCCUGGGCCGGGUCAUCAAGACCUACCCGGGCGUUGACGGUGUCACGAGGGUCGCAGAGUUGAAGACCAGGAAGGGCACUAUCCGUCGCGCCUUCAACUCUAUCUGUCCGCUCCCAAUAGAUUGAAGACCUGGACGCUUCAACCCGGGGAGGAUGUCGGCGCAUCUACAUCGGCCGAAUGUACCCGAGCGGACCUCUUCGGGCGUCGUUGGCUGCGCGUGCGCAUCGCGGAUCGCCGCCACCGCGGCCCGCGCGUUCCCGCCGCUCGCCACUUCACCUUCAAACCUUGUACGCGUCGCACAUGGGCAUUCUUUUGUACCUUUAAUUACGAAUAUAAUAAUUGUUAUACAGUCCAUUGCGUUUCUAUCAAGUCAACCUCAUCAGA